AUGUCGAGCCAAGUUAGUGAUGAAAAUAAUGAUAGUUACAAUGAUUUAUUUAAUUCACUUAUGCCAAUUGGUAGUCGUCUUGAUUCCGGUUAUUUAACAUUUUCAUCACCAUGUACAACCUCGCCAUCUCGUUUAUCACCAUCGAGUGUUAUACUUAAUCAACUUGAUUCUCCUGUAUCCGAACAUGAUAUUCAAUCUCCAAUAAAUGCUGCUAAACAAAAAUUUGUUUCAUCAAUUGAUUAUGAACAUUAUCGAACAUCAAGAAAACAUUUCGAUAUAUUAACACAAAUCCAUCAUCGUAAUGCCUAUCAUCUUAUUGAUGAAAUUUUACGAAAUUUAUCAAAUAAUGAUUUAUAUCAUUGUUCAUAUGUAUGUCGAAAAUGGCAUUUAAUAUUAAAGGAUCAUUCAAAACGUAAACAAACAAAGAAUGUUAAACGAAAUUUAUUUAAUAGUCAUAAUAAAACACCAAUGAGAAAAACAAAAUUAACGAGUACACCAAUGCAAACAAUAACGAAUUUACUUGAUACAAAAACAAUUAUACCUUUAAUUAUUGAAACAACAAUGGAUGAAAAUAUUCUUCCAUCAACACCAUCUCAACAUCAGAUAUUUACAUCAUCACCAGAAAAUAAUAAUGUUCAUCUUACAGCAAGUACAAUGACAUUUCGUUAUGGUUAUUUAAAAUAUUUACAUGGACCUACCGUACCAAAACGUUGUCCACUAUGUGCUUAUGUUUCAAUUGUUGAUGUCAAUGAUCAACAUGGCGUUUGUACAAAUCCAUUAUGUCGAAAUAAUUUUUGUCAAUGUUGUUCUGGUCCGUAUCAUCCAUCAAGUCCAUGUAAAGCAACAACAGGUCCAAUAAAAUCUCCAUGGCGUCAACGACCCGCUGUUUCUCCUAUAUUUUCUCAUAAAACACGAGGUAAUUUACGACGAUUACUCAUGUAA
This is a messenger RNA of Adineta steineri, 942 nucleotides long. The record is from the annotation of a GenBank genome assembly. NCBI's taxonomy places the organism in Eukaryota, Metazoa, Rotifera, Eurotatoria, Adinetida, Adinetidae.